AAAUGAAGAGGAGGAAGAAAAAGAACAGCCUGAAGUGAAGAAAGAGCCACUGUCACUGGAGGAACUUCUGGCAAAGAAGAAGGCGGAGGAGGAGGCCAAGAGCAAGCCCAAGUUUCUCACAAAGGAGGAAAGAGUAGCAGAGGCAUUGAGGAAGCGACAAGAGGCGGUGGCGGAGCAGCGCCGCCAGCAGGAGGAGGAGCGUCAGAAGCGUCAGGAGUUUGCUGCCGAGGGUCAGCGGAGUAUGGAUCAGCAGCGACGUCAGGAGCGACAGGAUGUGUACCGCCGGCCGCCGAGACCCGAUCGUGGGGACAGAGACCGGCGUGCGGGACAGAGCGGGGGCGGUGAGGUCAGCAAAGACAAACAACGGGAGGAGGAAGCCAUUCGAGAGCGUUAUCUUGGUAUCGUCAAACGCAAGCGGCGUGUGCGGCGCCUCAACGACAGAAAGUUCGUCUUUGACUGGGAUGCCGGAGAGGAUACGUCGACGGAUUACAACGCGCUGUACAAGGAGAAACAUCAGAUCCAGCUGUUCGGUCGUGGCCACAUUGCCGGUAUCGACAUCAAAACACAGAAGAAGGAGAACAGCCAGUUCUAUGGGGAGCUGAUGGAGACGCGACGAACCAUGGCAGAGAAGGACCAGGAGGAGGAGAGAUUGAAGAAGCUGAAGCGCCGGGAGGAGAAGCAGCGCUGGGAUGACCGUCACUGGUCAGACAAAGAGCUGGAGAAAAUGACCGAGAGGGACUGGCGCAUCUUCAGAGAGGACUACAACAUUAGCAUCAAGGGCGGCAAAGUGCCGAACCCGAUCAGAAAGUGGAAGGAGAGCGGCAUCAGCCGUGACAUUCUGGAGAUUAUCGACAAGGUCGGGUAUCGGGAGCCGACUCCCAUCCAGCGCCAGGCCAUCCCCAUCGGACUCCAGAACAGGGAUAUCAUCGGUGUGGCUGAGACCGGCUCCGGUAAAACUCUGGCCUUCCUCAUCCCACUACUGGUCUGGAUCAGGAGCCUGCCCAAGAUGACACUCAUCGAGGAUCAGGAUCAGGGUCCGUACGCCAUCAUUAUGGCGCCAACCCGCGAGUUGGCCCAACAGAUCGAGGAGGAGUCCAACAAGUUUGGGUCGCCACUGGGAAUACGGACGGUGGCCGUCAUAGGCGGUCUCAGCAGGGAAGACCAGGGUUUCAAGCUGCGGCUGGGCUGUGAGAUCGUCAUCGCCACGCCCGGUCGACUGAUUGACGUACUCGAGAACCGCUACCUCGUGCUGUCGCGAUGCGUCUAUAUCGUACUCGACGAGGCUGAUCGGAUGAUUGACAUGGGCUUCGAGCCAGAGGUCCAGAAAAUCCUCGAGCACAUGCCCGUAUCGAACGCCAAGCCUGACACGGAUCAGGCAGAGGAUGAGGAUCAUCUGCUGGAGAACUUCAAGUCGAAGCACCGCUACCGUCAGACUGUGAUGUUCACGGCUACGAUGCCGCCGUCGGUGGAGCGAUUGGCCAGAAACUACCUGCGCCGGCCGGCGGUGGUCUACAUCGGCGGCGGCAGCAAGCCGGCCGAGCGGGUCGAACAAAUCGUCUACCUGGUCACCGAGGCGCAGAAGAGGACCAAGCUGAUGGCCCUGCUGCAGAAGGGCGUGGAGCCCCCAGUCAUCAUCUUCGUCAAUCAGAAGAAGGGAGCUGACGUGCUGGCCCGCGGUCUGGAGAAGCUGGGCUACAACGCCGCCACACUCCACGGAGGAAAAGGACAGGAGCAGCGAGAGUUUGCGCUGGGCAGUCUCAAGGCGGGUAGCAAGGACAUCCUGGUGGCCACUGACGUUGCCGGCCGAGGUAUCGACAUCAAGGACGUCAGCAUGGUUAUCAACUACGACAUGACCAAGACCAUCGAGGCUUACACGCACAGGAUCGGUCGUACAGGUCGUGCCGGUAAGAACGGUGUGGCGGUGACGUUCAUAACACAGGAAGACUCAGCCGUGUUCUACGACCUCAAGCAGCUGCUAGUGUCAUCACCCAUCAGCCAAUGCCCGGCAGACUUGGCCAACCACCCUGACGCACAGCAUAAGCCCGGAACGGUGAUGAACAAAAAGCGGAAGGAGGAGAAGAUUUAUGUGUAGGCGAGGACGAAGGAAGGGGGUUGGGAGCGAGCAAGAGUUUUUGAAGUGGAAUGUCGAGGGGGUGAGAGAAUGUUGAGCUCCGGGAGGGCAAUAGGAAGGAAGAUGGUUUGAAGUUUGCCGAGUGAAAGUGAAGAACGAUGACUUUUUGUACGAGGCGACAAAUAAAAUGCUUUUGUUUGAUUGUGACAUCCAUGAGUGUAAACCCUCUCGUUCAUGUCAUCAUGAAGACUGGUGUUCUCGAAUCGCCCAUCCAACACUAAUUAAUGGUGGUGAGAUAACCGCAGCUCUCACACUAUCGAUGGAAGAAGCACGGCUUUUUUGGCGCGCAUUUUCUUAGACGGUGGCCGUUGUCAACCAAUAAUGGAGACAUAAGCCCCAGAGCUAGAUCCUAGCCACUGCCGAGAAUGGGUCGGCAGGAAGGUAUUUUGUGUUGGAGGGGAGGAAGGUGCUGCGCAUUGUAGUGGAGGCCGACAAUGUAAAUAACCAUGAUGUGUUGAUUGUAUGAAAUACGACAUUUUGUACAAACGAUCUAUAUUAUGAAUUAUAAGUUGUCUGUACGAUCUCCAUCCAUCCGUGUGUCAUGACUUAUGUGUCUUAAUGCGCCGGAACGGCGCCGCGUAUCGACGUGAAAUUUGGCAUGCCGAAUCUGUGGGCGUGGGCGGCCUUUGUAUUAAAAUUUGGGCGUGAUCGGACCAGGGGUGCGCCGUCGGCACGUGCAAAAGGGCGCUCUCAUAGGGAUAGCAUGGUGUCGGCUAGAGCGGCGGUCGGCCGAAAAUCGGGCCGACACGACUCGCUUUCCGGCUUGAUAUCUCGGCAAUGGGUGGACGCAGCGAAAAGCGGUUGCCACCAAUGGAUAGAGGAGAGAUGGAACUAGCGUAUUGAUAUGAAUUUAUAGCAUAGCACGCGACACGUGCAAGGUAAAAUAUCCGGUUGUGAAAAAAUGACCGAUUUCGUGCAUUGUGACGGGAAAAUCGAUGCCGCUGGAAAACGGUUUGACCGAAUGAAAUCGGUGUUGUAUCAUUUUACAAACAAAUGUACGUGUUAUGAUAGGAAAUCAAAUAAAAAUUGAUGAUCCCUA
This is a messenger RNA of Amphibalanus amphitrite, 3170 nucleotides long. Its product is annotated as probable ATP-dependent RNA helicase DDX23. Gene Ontology annotation, molecular function: RNA helicase activity; RNA binding; ATP binding. Gene Ontology annotation, biological process: mRNA splicing, via spliceosome. The transcript is spliced from 14 exons. Lineage: Eukaryota; Metazoa; Arthropoda; Thecostraca; Balanomorpha; Balanidae. The record is from RefSeq and is a predicted model, not a curated record. Gene Ontology annotation, cellular component: catalytic step 2 spliceosome. The coding region runs from base 242 to 2092 and encodes 616 amino acids.